Oryctolagus cuniculus (rabbit) is the source of this 2088-nucleotide messenger RNA. The record is from RefSeq and is a predicted model, not a curated record. Lineage: Eukaryota; Metazoa; Chordata; Mammalia; Lagomorpha; Leporidae.
GGACUUGAUCUGUCUGCUUAUCUCUGAGGUCUCUCAAAGGCCUUCCCUUAUGCCUGGCAGACUUAACUUGCUUAGGUUUGUAUCAUCCCCUUUAGAUGGUUAACCCAUUGAAAGCCUGGUCCAGGUCAUUAGCCCUGUCUCUCCAGCUCCUAGCACAGUGCCCCGCACGCACUGGACACUCAAGUGUGUCAAGCAUCAGGAGCAGCUCAGUUCCUGUGAAUUCAUCCAGAAUAAAUGUGCUGUGAGUGCACUCUGGGCAAUCUGCUUCUCUCUGGGUCAUGUUGCCUAUUAGUUAGACAUGCCACCCAACAUCCGAUCCCGCAUUUCAGUGGUUUACGAUAAAUAUGCCCAUUGUCUCUUCUUAUUGGGAAGCUGAGCAGAAAGAAAACAGUAUCUGUUUGCAGAACUGGCACUGGCAGCCACACUCACUGAUGCCUGUCCCUGCCCAUGGGUGGAGCAGUGGGGUGACUCUGCUGCCUGCUCCUCAUUGGCCCAUCCUCCACCCCUGUUCUCCUGAGAAGUCAAGUAUGGAUUUUGCCUGCUAGUUACCUUUAGCCCAGUGGGCAGCCGCAGAGCCCUCGGCAUGUGACUAAUGCCCUGAAAGACCUUGGCAGGCCGGGUAAGCGCCGGCUGAGCUCUGCAGCCCCACCCCCCUCGUCGCCCUUUUCUGUUGCUGCAGUGGCGUGUCACCUAGCAGUCAGCUGUCGGUGGCACAGAUGAAUUCAGCUUGGGGAACCACCAACACAGGACCAUGCAAGCCCACGAACUGUUCCGGUAUUUUCGAAUACCAGAGCUGGUUGACCUCCGGCAGUACGUGCGCACCCUUCCCACCAACACGCUCAUGGGCUUCGGAGCUUUCGCGGCUCUCACCACUUUCUGGUACGCCACGAGGCCUAAGGCCCUGAAGCCACCAUGCGACCUCUCCAUGCAGUCAGUGGAAGUGGCGGGUAGUGGCGGAGCUCGAAGGUCCACGCUGCUGGAUGGUGACGAGCCCCUGGUGUAUUUCUAUGACGACGUCAGAACCCUGUACGAGGGCUUCCAGAGGGGUAUCCAGGUGUCAAAUGAUGGCCCUUGUUUAGGCUCUCGGAAGCCAGACCAACCCUAUGAGUGGCUUUCCUACAAACAGGUGGCCGACUUGUCGGAGUGCAUCGGCUCAGCGCUGCUGCAGAAGGGCUUCAAGGCCGCGCCCGAUCAGUUCAUCGGCAUCUUUGCUCAGAACAGACCCGAGUGGGUGAUUAUUGAACAGGGAUGCUUCACUUACUCCAUGGUCAUCGUUCCACUUUAUGAUACCCUUGGAACUGAAGCGAUCACGUACAUCGUCAACAAAGCUGAACUCUCUCUGAUUUUUGUUGACAAGCCGGAGAAAGCCAAUCUGUUGUUGGAGGGUGUAGAAAAUAAGUUAACGCCAGGCCUCAAAGUCGUGGUUGUCAUGGACUCCUACGGCAGUGACCUGGUGGAGCGAGGCAAGAAGUGUGGGGUGGAGAUCAUCAGCAUGAAAGCCAUGGAGAACCUGGGAAGAGCCAACAGGAGGAAGCCCAAGCCUCCAGCACCGGAAGAUCUUGCAGUAAUUUGUUUCACAAGUGGAACCACAGGCAACCCCAAAGGAGCGCUGAUCACUCAUCGAAAUGUAGUGAGCGAUUGUUCAGCUUUUGUGAAAAUGACAGAGGUAACUUUUGGGGAUGUUGUCAUCUUUCUUCAUAUUUAUUGAUUGGCCCUAAGCCUCAAGAAUGAGAGAGAGAGAGAGAAAGGUCUUCCUUCCGUUGUUUCACUCCCUUUUAAAUGGCUGUUACGACGGGCGCACUGCGCCAAUCCGAAGCCAGGAGCCAGGUGCUUCCUCCUGGUCUCCCAUGGGGUGCAGGGCCCAAGCACUUGGGCCAUCCUCCACUACACUCCUGGGCCACAGUAGAGAGCUGGACUGGAAAAGGAGCAACCAGGACAGAACUGGUGCCCCAACCGGGACUAGAACCCAGAGUGCUGGCGCCGCAGGCAGAGGAUUAGUCUAGUGAGCUGCAGCGCAGGCCGAAGCUUCAUUUGGAUGCUUCUAUGUAAAUAAUUCUGGCAAAGGAGGAAGAAGAGAUGACUCUCAUG